Molecule: messenger RNA, 3121 nt
Organism: Monopterus albus (swamp eel)
Lineage: Eukaryota; Metazoa; Chordata; Actinopteri; Synbranchiformes; Synbranchidae
Gene: myclb
Product: MYCL proto-oncogene, bHLH transcription factor b
Exons: 3
Coding region: 300-1733 (477 amino acids)
Biological process (GO): regulation of DNA-templated transcription
Molecular function (GO): DNA-binding transcription factor activity; protein dimerization activity
Source: RefSeq, a predicted model, not a curated record
AGUGCAGUAGUUAGCAAACAGACCGCAGCUACAGCUUCUCCGCCCUUCGAGAGGUGGGACUGCGACCAGAACGGACUUAUAUGUCACAACGACCCUAUACAACCUGAAAAGACUCCAAACGGGUCAGCAGAUUAAAAAAAAGGUCACAUUUGAACAAGACUUGUCUUUGGGAAAUAUUGUGUUUGCUCUUUUUUGAACACUUAUAAUGCGCACAGGGGAUCUAUGAAGACGCAGGAAGGUUUUCCACUGUCAACAGGAGACUUGGGGAACAGGGAGUGAUCUGCCUGCCUGCAGCCCCCAUGCCAAGCCUUAGCUCCACCGCGCCUCGUUAUGAAAACUGGGACAUGGACCACCUCGACCACUACCAACAUUAUUUCUACGACGACCGCGACCCGGAUGAGGAUUUCUUCAAGUCCACAGCGCCCAGCGAGGACAUAUGGAAGAAAUUCGAGCUGGUGCUGACCCCACCCAUGUCCCCUAUCCGGGCGGUGGAAGGGUCUGGCAGGGUCGGUCUGCUGUACCCGUCUCUGGGGGACAAGCUAGAGUGGGUCUCCCAGUUUUUAGGGCAGGAGGAUGAACAGCAGCAGGACCUGCCUUGCAAGCUGACCACUACUAGUGACUCCAUCGGGAACCUGAGCUCCAUCAUCAUCCAGGACUGCAUGUGGAGUGGCUUGUCGGCUGGGCAGCAGCUGGAGAGAGUUGUCGGGGAGCGCUUCGCCUCCUAUCCCGCCAAAGUCGCUGCCAGUUCUGCACUUGCAUCCCUGGGGAGGGCGCAGUGUGCCCCAGCUGACGCGCCAGCCCCCGGCGGCUUGUCUGCGGACUGUGUAGACCCUGCUGCGGUGCUCACUUUCCCGUUAAUCGGUGGGUGCAAGAAACAAGUGUCCUCUGGUUCAGAGUCUCACACCGACUCGUCAGAUGAUGACGAUAAGGAUGAGGAUGAAGAAGAGAUUGAUGUGGUGACAGUGGAGCACAAGCAGCAAUGUAAACCUCGUCGACUGGUCAGCACUCGUAAACCUGUGACCAUAACGGUGCGAGCUGACCCCCUUGAUCCUGGCACGAAGCGUUUCCACAUCUCCAUCCACCAACAGCAGCACAACUACGCUGCCCCUUCUCCAGACAUUCUCCCCCCACCAGCUGAACCACCUCGGAAGAGGGUUCGGCAGGAGGCCUCCGUCCAGCCAACCCAGCCUCCCCAGAACCCACAUUGCCAGCAGCCCCGACCUGGCCACGCCCCUCUGAACCUGGAAAGCAGAAAGUCUCAUGUGACUGUGGCUGGAGUCAGGUCAGAGUUGCCCAACCUCAGCGCCACCUCUCCUACUUCCUCCGCAUUGCCUUCUUCUCCUCCUUACUCCUCUUCCUCCCAUCCCCACAGCUCCCCUCUAAAGGCCCACUCCCACCUCUCCAGCCCCCAGUCCUCAGACUGUGAGGACACUGACAAGCGCAAGGCGCACAACUUCCUGGAGCGCAAGCGCCGUAAUGACCUGCGCUACCGUUUCCUGUCACUGCGGGACGAGAUCCCGGGCUUAGCAGACUGCCCCAAAACGCCCAAGGUGGCAAUUCUGACACGAGCCACGGAGUACCUGCAGCAGCUUCAUGCCAACGAGAGACAGAAGGCUCAGGAGAGGAAGCAGCUGAAAGCCAGGCAGCUGCAGUUGCUGCAGAGGUUGGCACAGCUCAAACGAUCCAGAGCAUCUGGGUUAGCUGUCGCCACACAUGGACACUCACACAGCUGAAUGGGACUACGUGAAGGCGACACUAAUAUUCACUUUGAGUUAGUCACAUUGGUGUAGUGCGGUAUUUUUUUUUUUCUUUUUUUCAGAUUUUUGUGGUUUGCACAUUGGUGUCUGAGUAAUUGACAAGGCCACAAGCCAGUCAGGACAGCAAGCUAGGGACUCAGCCUGCAGGGCAUCUUACAGGCAGAUUAAUGUGGUUAAUAAGUAUAGGUUUGUCACACUGUUUAUUUUCCCCUUGCUAAAUAUGUUCAAAUUUGUUGCCUACUACUGGAAGAGCAGCUGUCAAUGCAGUAGCUUCCAGUUGAUAAACUGCUAUGACUGUGGUAUGUAGCUGCUGCAUGGUCUGGUCAGACAUCUGCUUGGUGUGAUUGUAUAGCAGUGGUGUCUCCUCAUUUGAUCACUCUGAAGGGCCCCUGGAAAUGUCUUCAUAGAUUCCCCCUUUAACUUUCAACUCAUCUGGUCACUUGCUCAUUAGCGCAUGGCAUACAACUUGUAAACUUUGUCAUCAAUUUAAGCCUGUUUUUGGCUCUGUAGCCCCCCCCCAUUUUUCUUUCUCUCUCAAAACCCCUUCAUUUCUUCUUGUUUGUUUUUUUUGUCCUUGUCAGCAACUGUAAAUUUAGGGUUUAUGCAUGCUGACAGUGGAGAUUCAAGGUGCUUUAUUGGGAGUGCACCUACCCUUGCAACAGUAAUGUUACAACUGGAAAGGUCCUGAUAUUCUGCUCCUCUGAAAUAGCUCAGGUUAUGUCCUAACUUCUGUGCCUGCAGGUUUCCAGUCAUAACUUGUUUUGCGUUAGAUGUUUCGACAGCAGCACCAUGCCCACAGUAACAGCCUGUUUUGUAGCAUUAUUUGGACAAAAUGAGAAAAUGGUGCUGUUUGUGAUUUCACUUUGUCAAGCAGCAGUGUGCAAAAAAACAAACAAACCCUAUGAAAAUAAAAUGGUUGGCAAGACCUAACUCCUUUAUUAUAGGUGUGCCAUGGAGACCAGCCAAAAGGUGAAUGAUGACUUCAAGUAAUUAACUAAAAGAAACUCUUAGAGAAACCUUCAGUUGAAUCUGUAUGUAUGCAAUGUUUGCUUGGAGAUGGCCCAUUGAGUUUCAGUUGUAUAUUGCUUUCCUCUUGCUGUCUGAAUAUAUUUGUAGCUUUUUGCAUUUGAUGUAAUGCCUAUAGAAGCCUUUUCAAUGUAUGUAGAGCAUUUGGUUGAAAGUUAUGUAUAUAGUGCUCUUACUGUACAGUCCCUUUGAAACCAAAACCAGAGCUGUCUACUCAUCCUAGUCAUGUGCUAAAAACUGGGGCCAAGCUUGCUGGCUUUUCAAAGAUAACUCAAAGCUUCUAUUUUUGUUAAUAAAAUGAUGAAAAAGUCAAAAUAAAACACUGAACAUUGAUCACA